This is a messenger RNA of Triticum turgidum subsp. durum (durum wheat), 6813 nucleotides long. The record is from the annotation of a GenBank genome assembly. NCBI's taxonomy places the organism in Eukaryota, Viridiplantae, Streptophyta, Magnoliopsida, Poales, Poaceae.
AUGGCGAAGCGCGGCGUCGCCGGCGGCGAGCCAAUUCCGCUGUCGCGGUUCGGCGCUCUGGUGGCGCAGUUGGAGUCCGUGGUGGCGUCGGCCAGGCAGAAGCCCCCCGACGCGCUCCUCUGCUUCGACCUCCUCUCCGAGCUCUCCUCCGCCCUCGACGAGGCCCCCAAGGACACCAUACAACUUUGGCAAAGGAAAUGCGAGGAUGCUCUCCAGUCCUUGCUUGUCUUUGGUGCUUGCCGCCCUGUUCGACGGUUGGCGUCAUCAGCAAUGGGGCGGAUAAUUCAGAAAGGUGAUGCAAUAUCAGUAUACUCAAGGGCAAGCACCUUGCAGGGGUGGUUGGUAGAUGUGAAAAGAGCGGAUCCCAUGGCAUGUGCAGGUGCAGCACAAUGCCUAGGAGAAAUUUACCGCUUAUUCGGGCGCAAGAUUACCGCAGGAUUGAUUGAGACAUCAAACAUCGUAGCAAAACUGAUGAAAUAUCAUGAGGACUUUGUAAGGCAAGAUGCACUCCUCUUGCUUGAGAAUGCAUUGGAAGGCUCUGGUGGUGGUGGUAGUGGUGCAGCUUACUUGGAGGCUUUCCGCAUAAUCAUGCGAGGAGGCAUAAGUGACAAAUCAUAUAUUGUUAGAGUAGCAGCAGCGCGAUGCUUGAACGCCUUUGCUAAUAUAGGUGGGCCUGGGUUGGGGAUGGCUGAACUUGAUACUUCAAUGUCUUGUUGUGUUAAGGGCUUGGAAGAUAAUGUGUCAGCAGUUAGAGAUUCAUUUGCAGAAGCACUUGGUGCCAUACUUGCUCUUGCAGUGAACCCAGAUGCACAGGUAACUAAAGGAGGAAAAAAGCAAAAUGUUUCUACAAAGAAAUUUGAUGAUGGUAUACAGAAGCAUUUAAUUUUGCCAUUUGUUAAAGCAAAUGGAGCCAAUGCAAAGAAACUCCGAGUUGGUUUGUCUCUAUCGUGGGUGUUCUUUUUGCAGAUGAUCCAUAUGAAGUACGGUACCCUGGACAGUGAACUUCAAAACUAUGCUGUACAAGUGAUGGAAAUUCUCCAAGGGAAUGGUUCUCCUGAUCCACACGCAUUGGCAUGUGUGCUAUAUGUCCUCCGAGUUGGUUUUGCUGACCAGAUGACCGAGCCAACGCAGGGUGAAUUUUUGGUAUUUCUGGGGAAAAAGUUGGAGUCUUCAAAUUAUUCUGCUCCGACGAGAGUGGCAACAUUACGCAUUCUAUCUUACCUCUUGAGAAGCUUGGGCGAGGUUCCAUCUGAAUUCAAGGAUAUUCUUGAUAAUACAGUUGUUGCAGCAUUAUCUCAUUCUUCAGCAAAUGUUCGUGUCGAGGCAGCUUUAACAUUGCGUGCUUUAGCGGAAGUUGAUCCGACAUGUGUUGGCGGUUUAGUCUCAUAUGGUAUUACAACAUUACAUGCUCUCAGGGAGACUUUAUCAUUUGACAAGGGUAAAAAUCUGAACCAUGAGCUUGAUUCGCUACAUGGACAGGCUACUGUAUUAGCUACUCUCGUUGCGAUCUCGCCAAAGUUACUUCUUGGUUACCCUGCAAGGCUGCCCAAUUCCGUACUUGAGUUGUCCAAAAAGAUGCUGAAUGGCUUCAGCCGAAACCCAGUGGCUGCUAUAGCAGAGCGUGAAGCUGGCUGGUUGUUAUUAGCUUCUCUUUUAGCAUCCAUGCCAAAAGAGGAGCUGGAAGAUCAAGUGUUUGAUGUUCUUUUGCUAUGGGCUAGUCCUUUUACUGGAAAUCCUGAGUCGUACCUUAGUCAUAUACAGGACUGGGCAUCAGAACUGCGUGUUCUGUCGGUUGCAAUCGAGGCUCUUACUGCUUUCAUAAGAAGCUUUGUUUCUCCCAUCAUCGCAACUGCUAAUGGUGGAAUCUUACUUAACCCUGUCCUGGCCUACCUUGGUGGAGCUUUAUCCCUUAUAUCUUCAUUGAGAGCUAAGCAACUGCCAAAUCUCAAGUCUGCACUGAAUCUCUUCACAACUAGAACACUGAUGGCGUAUCAGUCCCUUUCCAAUCCAGUGGUUUAUCAAUCAGAGCAUGAGCAAAUGCUUCAGCUGUGUUCAAGCCCAUUCAGUGACCCUUCCGGAUGGGAAGAAAGCUCAUGCUUGAAGUUUCUGUUAGACAAGAGAGAUGCUUCUUUGGGCCCGUGGAUACCUGGAAGGGAUUCAUUUGAGGAUGAACUACGAGCUUUUGAUGGUGGUGUUGAUGGAUUUCUACCAUGUGUGUGGGAUGACGAAAUCAGCAACUUUCCUCAGCCAGAAUCAGUAAGCAAAAUGCUGGUUAAUCAGAUGCUUCUGUGCUAUGGUUCUAUCUUUGCAUGUCAGGACAAUACUGCCAAGAUAAGACUCCUGAACAAUAUUGACCAGUGCCUCAAGGCUGGGAAGAAGUACUCUUGGUAUAUGUUUCUUGUUUCAAAUGCCUGUGUUGCUCUAUUGUCAGGGCUAAAGGAGUUACUGACUUUACGUGGCGCUCAAUCAUUGCCAACUGAUAUAUUUAGUAUGAUCCAAUCUAUAUUCAAGGGCAUCCUAGGGGAGAGUGAAAUUUCUACAGCACAACGGCGGGCAGCAUGUGAGGGUCUUGGUUUACUGGCACGCACUGGGAAUGAUAUAUUCACCGCAAGAAUGGCUCGUUCCCUUCUUGGAGAGCUAGCAACACCAGUGGAUCUGAGCUAUGCAGCAUCGGUUGCACUUUCAUUGGGAUGCAUUCAUCGAACUGCAGGGGGAAUAGCAUUAUCUACUCUGGUCACUCCAACUGUGAACUCGCUGUCUCAUUUGAGUAAGAGUUCUAAUUCUAACCUGCAGUUGUGGUCACUCCAUGCUCUUCUUUUGACCAUCGAAGCUGCUGGCUUGUCUUACGUCUCCCAGGUUCAGGGGACACUUUUCCUUGCUAUGGAAAUUCUUCUGUUGGAAGAAAAUGGUUACGUGGAUUUUAGACAGGAAAUAGGCCAUCUUAUCAAUGCAAUAGUGGCAGUUCUCGGUCCUGAACUUGCUCCGGGUAGCAUAUUCUUUUCACGCUGCAAGUCUGUCAUUGCAGAGAUAAGCUCCUCAAAUGAAACGGCUACACUUCUAGAAUCAGUUAGGUUUGCUCAGCAGCUUGUUCUUUUUGCUCCUCAAGCUGUUCCUGUGCAUUCCCACGUUCAAGGUCUUGUCCCAACGCUUUUCUCAAGACAGCCAAGCCAUAGGUAUUUAGCAGUGUCGACAUUGCGUCAUCUGAUUGAAAGAGACCCGGCUGCAAUGAUCAAUGAGAACAUCGAAGAGAAUCUGUUCAGUAUGCUUGAUGGGGAAACCGACUCUGAAAUAGCAACAUUGGUUCGGGCGACUAUUAUUCGCUUAUUGUAUACAUCAUGUCCACUGCAUCCAUCUCGAUGGUUAGCCGUUCUGCGGAAUAUGGUUCUUGCUACAUCAGUUACAAGAAAUACGAGUGAAAGUCUGACCAGUUCUGGACAUGAUUCCGUUGACAGUACACAUGAGAAUGAUGUGUAUGGAGAAGAUGACGACAAUAUGAUUUCCGGCCCAAAGCAGGAGCAAGUAAACUGGUCUGCUCCUAUAUCGAGUCAGUUUUCUCGAAGAAAUAAGCACCUCAGAUACCGCACUAGGGUAUUUGCAGCCGAAUGUGUUAGCCAUGUACCGGUUGCAGUUGGAACAGAACCAGCUCAUUUUGAUCUCUUGUUGGCAAGGAGUGCAAUAGCUAAGGGGACUUAUUUAUCAAAUGAUUGGCUCGUGCUUAAGCUACAGGAGUUGGUCUCGCUUUCGUAUCAGAUAAGUACUGGACAGUUUGAGGGCAUGCAACCGAUAGGCGUGCAGCUUUUAUGUUUGAUUAUGGACAAGUUUGGCAUGACAGUGGAUCCUGAAUUUCCUGGACAUAUCUUGUUAGAACAAUUUCAGGCUCAGCUUGUUUCAGCUGUUAAAACGGCAAUAAGUACUACUUCUGGUCCACUUCUAUUGGAGGCUGGCCUUGAACUUGCUACAAAGGUUAUGACGAGCAGCGUCAUUUGUGGGGACAAAGUAGCCCUUAAUCGACUCUUUUUGCUAAUAUCCCGUCCACUAAGUGAUAUAGAGGGCCUUUUUUACCCAUCUUUUGCUGACUGGGUUGUGUGUAAGAUCAAAGUGCGCCUUCUUACAGCGCAUGCUGCAGUAAAAUGUUACACCUAUCAAUUCUUGAGGGCAAAGGAAAAUGUCCCUGAUGAACACCAGCAGCUGGCACCUUUACUAGCAAAUAGCUCAACGCUAUUGGGGAAAUAUUGGGUUGGAGCCCUCAAGGAUUACUUUUCUAUAAUCUUUGGCUUGCAUUCAAGAAUUAAUCACAAGCCAUUCCUUGAUGGAAUUCAGUCAUUAUUGGUCUCGUCGAAGGUACAGAAGUAUCUUGAUGAAGUUUGGACACUGAUUCUCCAGGCAACAGCUCUUGAUGCAGCUCCUGUGGAGUUCGGCGCGGAUGAUUCUGAAGAUGUUCAUGAACACAUGUUUAUCUCUGGACGUAGUAUGGUCAAAUUGGAGGAAAGUGAUUUCCAGUUUCUCUGGGGACAAUCUGUCCUUGUGCUAUUUCAUUCACACCAAUCGACGGAGAAUGGUUCUGUCAAGAUGAAGCUUGACUGUAGCAAAGAGAAUUUUUUUUCGAACAUUGUUUUCUAUGGACUAGAUAAUCCAAGACCAUGUGAUCAAGUCUUACCUGUGUUAUUGUCCCUCACAACUGAAGCCUUUUUCAGCAAGGAUUUCCUUUCAGUCGAUAUUUGCCAGGAACUCCUUCAGGCUCUAAUAUAUGCUGAUUGCUCUGGUGCUCCUGUUGUAUCUCUGUUCUCAAAGAUUAUAAGACUCUGCCCUGACAAGUUUUUUGAGGCGGAAGACUUUGUCUUUGUUGCAUUAGAGUUAUACUCUUAUUGUCUUGCCAUGGUACUUCAAAGCAGGGAUGGAAAUUCCCAGGAAUUGUCAAGUAACAACUUACUUCCUGAACUAUCUUCUGCAAGUGAGACUAUGGGUUGCCGAAUGAACAAUAAGCAUUUGUGGAAGCUAAUGAUGGUACUGCUAUCCACAUCGCAUCAAUCGUUUCAACUAGUCUCGACUGAUCAGUGCUUGUCAAAUAUCAUCUCCUUUCUGCAUAAUAUCUUGCCUUUCAUGAAGAAGUGCUUUAGAGAAAGAGUUGAACCAGGUGAUGUGCACACCAAUCCGCAAGUUGCAUUAGGAGCUUUGAUUAGCCUGUUGGCAUACUUCUGUACAGAAUGCGAUAAUAGGAUUUCAAUGCUGGAAAACAAGAUUUCUGAUUCCUACAGGCUGUUGGCGAAGAUACUAUUUUUUUGUUCCGCAGAAGUCAUUGCUCUUGCCAAACUUGUUCACGAGAUAGAGUUUCUUAAUGAAAAUGGUACUAAGAAUGAUGUGCAUAUGUGUGACAGCUUUAGGCAUUGCAUACACAUUAUUCAGGGAUCACUUCGUAGCACCAACAUGCAGGUUCAAAUGCUUGGGAUACAUGUGCUAAAAACUUGUGCGCAGAGAGAGCUAACUGAAGUUUCACAAACAGAGACUCAUUCUUUUAUGAUAUUACUUGGGGAAUUACUAGGAGAUGUGUUUGAUUUGAUGCAAACUGCACUGAAGAAUUGUUCAAGCCAGGAAUCUGUCAACGUGAUUGAUGAUUGUUUAAAAUUGCUGUUCCUCUUCCACACACUAGCACAAUCACAGAAAUACCAGCAAGAGGCUACAGUACUUCUGUUGGAUGCCUUGCUGAUGGUUUUCUAUUUGUCCGAUGAUAAUGCUUCACAGGAACUUGCUGAAGUAAAUACCAUCUCCAAGAAGUUCUUCUCUCAUUUUAUUCAGAUUCCAUCAGCCGCCAUACAGAUCAAAGAUGUAAUGCUGUCAGCACCACCUACAAAAAGACAGCAGCUUCAGGACAUGAUCCGAGCUUCAGUCAGCCAUGGUCAGAUCAUGGUGCCAUUGAAUACGAGUGCACAAUCACAGCAGAAUGUUCAGGAUAGCAGUAAAAAACCUGGGUCUGUAGCCAUAGGGUCUGGUGCUGAUGCAGUCGAAGAGAAGGACGGAAAUGAAGUUAGUGAUGAUGACUGGGAUGAUGAUUGGGACACUUUCCAAUCUCUUCCCGCAACUGCUACCAAGGAUGAUGCAGAUUCUGCUAUAGCUGUCUCACCUAUUCCUGAACAGGGCUCCAUUGCAAGUUCUCAAGAACAGAUCCAUCAGGGAAAUACUAAUCAUGAUAUUGGUGAUAUGGAUGUAGCAGUGGGCACAAUAGAAGGCAGAAAAUCUGCUGACAGAGUAUUUGGGGAAGCCUCUGCUUCACAAUGCUCUAGCCCUAAGCCACAGAUCAAUAGAGAAUCCCUAGAGUCGUCGUAUGAAGAUGACGAGGAAGUUCCAAGAUAUCCAGCAGUUGAUUGCGUGGAGCAACCGGCGGAUGUUCUGAUGAAUGAUAAGACAGUGAGUGAAUUGCCGCAGGACCAUGACAACCAGUUUGGUUGUAACGAAAGAAACAAUGGUGACCUGGAAGAUGAGGGCACUGAUUCAGCUAUCGAAGAUAACAAGGAGGAUGCUCUUGGAGGAACUCGAAGCUCCGAGGGAGAUGCCCUAGAUGAAAAUAUUGCUUGCAGAGAUGAUUCCACUAACAGUUUGAACAAGAGUUCAGAUGUUGUGGUUAGUGAGGGCAGCGACAUGACAUCAACUGUUGAUACUAAGGAGUCUGGGGUAGAGUUAGCACCUUCCUCUCAUGGCCCUGGUACGAUGAAUGCUAGCUUAUCCGGGAAUCAUAUCAGUACAAGCAAAGCAAGCGAACACCCUGGUAGUGCCGACGCCGAACCAGAAUCAUCGGUAGGUGAAAGCUCAGAAUCAUAA